Molecule: messenger RNA, 3634 nt
Organism: Notolabrus celidotus (New Zealand spotty)
Lineage: Eukaryota; Metazoa; Chordata; Actinopteri; Labriformes; Labridae
Gene: ubash3ba
Product: ubiquitin associated and SH3 domain containing Ba
Exons: 14
Coding region: 712-2640 (642 amino acids)
Molecular function (GO): protein binding
Source: RefSeq, a predicted model, not a curated record
GACGGGAAGUGUGACCAACUUUUUCCACCAACCAAGCUCUACCCCGACACUAGUUUUCCGCACUGCCUUUCUUAUGUGAUAUAAAGCUGUGCUCUAGUGAACAGAACAGAACAGCUAACCGUGAAGAGUUUCACUUUCAGUUAUAUUUAUUAUCACAGAUUUCCUGUCCUCUCUUACAAACAGUGUACUGUCCCUUUAAAAGUAAAUGGGCCGCGCGCAGUCAGAGCUGCAGCCGCGUACAGGCUGAGCCCCCGCUGCUCCGCUCACUCGGGAUCCAUUCAUAAAUAAGACAUCGUUUGGAGAGGAUGCUCAUGUAAUCACGUCUCAUGUUUUUUUUAAAACUCAGCGGACCGGAUGCGAGGAGCACAGAGGAACCAGACAUGUUCACCACGGCUGGGGAACGUGAACCAGGGGCACGGCUGAGAGAGCAGGAGUGACUUCCCAUGGCUGACCCUCCUGCUGAUGGUUUUGACUUCAUGUGCGAGCCGUCAGGAGGCAGCUUGAUCCAGAUCGCAGCAUUUGUUGUACCCGGAGAAAUGCUCAUAUAUUCGCAGAGCUUGGUGUUUCCUACGAGCUUCCGCUUCACACAAGUUCUGGUUUAAAAAAGUCUACUGCUUACAUUCGAGUUCCAGUAUCUCUUAUAAUAAGAUCAAUGAUAGUAGCAUACAGCAGAUGAGCCGAGGAGCUGACACACCGAUGGAGCAGUGAGUUAUGGCAGCUAAAGAGGAACUGUAUGCCAAAGUGACCCCUCGGAGGCAGCGCCAGACCCGGCCGAGCACCGUCAAACAUGGGUCCACUCUGGACAUACUGCUGUCUAUGGGCUUCCCCAAGACCAGGGCCUUGAAAGCUCUUGUUUCAACGGGAGGGAAAAACGUGCAGGCAGCGUGUGACUGGCUCUUCUCCCACGUGGACGACCCGUUCUUGGAUGACCCUCUGCCCAGAGAAUAUGUGUUGUACUUGCGACCCAGUGGGCCUCUGCUCCAGCAGCUCUCACUCUUCUGGCAGCAGUCCCGCCUCUCCUGCGGCAAGAAUAAGGCCCAUAACAUCUUCCCUCACAUCACCCUCUGCCAGUUCUUCAUGUGUGCCGAUGGGAAGGUGGACGCUCUCUCAGAUGCGCUCCAGACCACAGCAGCCAAAUGGAAGUCUCGUAUACCUGCGCCUCUCCCACUGGAGCUCUACACCUCCUCCACCUUCAUUGGCCUUUUUGUGGAGGAGCAGGUGGCGGAAGUGCUGAAGAGUUUUGCUGCUGAUUAUGCCGCUGAAGCAGCAGCCAAAGCAGAUGUUCACGUUGAGCCACAUAAGAAACAGCUUCAUGUCACUCUGGCGUAUCACUUCCAAGCCAGUCACCUUCCAAUUUUGGAGAAGUUAGCCAAAGGUGUUGAUGUGUCUUCAGGCUGCGACUGGCUGGCCGUGCUCUUCUCCCGGGAUAUUCGGUUUGCGAAUCACGAGACACUGCAGGUCAUGUACCCGUACGCGCCUCAGAAUGACGAUGAGCUGGAGCUGGUGCCAGGAGAUUUUAUCUUCAUGUCUCCGGUGGAGCAGAGCACUGCCAGCGAGGGCUGGGUGUACGGCACCUCGCUGGGAACGGGACUGUCUGGCCUGCUGCCUGAGAACUAUGUCAGCCGGGCUGAUGAGUCAGACACCUGGGUCGUCCAUGGGUCUCAGUCUAUUCUCAACUGUGCCUCUCCGUCCAACUCUGGUAGCACUGUGGGCGGGUUAUUAUUUGACGGACAGCUGAAUGACAGUCUGCUUGACAGUCUUAUGGAUCCUCCCAGCCUCACCAGCCUCUGUCCUCCUAUGCAGGUUUCAAGGCAAAUUACUUCGUCGUCCCUGUCCAAGAUGAGGCUGUUUGUGUGUCGCCAUGGUGAGAGGAUGGAUGUGGUGUUUGGGAAACACUGGGUCACUCAGUGCUUUGACUCCAAAGGCCGAUACGUUCGGUCUAAUCUCAACAUGCCGUCCAGCCUGCCAGCUCGCAUUGGAGGUCACCGGGACUAUGAUAAAGAUUGUCCAAUUACUGUGUUUGGCUCCACCCAGGCCCGUCUUGUGGGUGAAGCCUUGCUGGAAAGUCACGCCAAAUUAGACUUUAUUUACUGCUCUCCUUCACUUCGAUGCGUCCAGACUGCACAGCACAUUCUGCAGGGUCUCCAGCAGGAGGGAAAAACAAAAAUACGCGUGGAGCCCGGAUUGUUUGAGUGGACAAAGUGGGUUUCAGGCACAUGCUUGCCCACCUGGAUCCCCCCAGCUGAUCUGGUUGCUGCUAACCUGAGCGUGGACACAACAUACAGACCUCAUAUUCCCAUAAGUAAGUUGACUGUGUCCGAGACGUACGACACCUACAUCAGCCGGAGCUUCCAAGUGACCCGAGAGAUCCUGGCAGAGUGCAAAAACCUUGGAAACACGGUCCUGAUUGUGGCCCAUGCUUCCUCCCUGGAGGCUUGCACUCGCCAGAUUCAAGGCCUUAGCCCCCAGAACUCCAAGGACUUUGUCCAAGUGGUCCGAAAGAUUCCUUACUUGGGAUUUUGUGCUUGUGAAGAAAUGGGAGAGACCGGGGUGUGGCAGCUGGUUGACCCACCCAUCUUGCCUCUCACACAUGGACCCAAUCACAGUUUCAACUGGAGGGAAAUGCUUAUGCAAGACUGAAGGAUAUGCUUUUUGGCUCUCUAUGCUUUGGCUGACCUGAACUGCCAGAAAAAUAUUUAUUUAUAACCCACACUGUUUUAAAUCCAGCCCUACUACCAAAAAAACACGUCUGGCUUCCUACAAAGACAUCAUGCAAAAAAAAAUGUGCAUUUAUUGAAGCAAAUGUAUUCAAAGGCACUGCUCAGGAAGGAGAAGAUUCAGUUUUAUUGAGAUCAAAGCGUAAAUGAACUAUAAAAUGGCACUUUGUCAUGUUUCCCUCAACGUUGUGUUUCUUAUACCUACAUGUGGAGAUGCUUCGAGGAACCAGGAUGUUUCUUGAUGGUUGCUGAUGAAGACUCAUGUUUUGUGACACAAGACAGUGCUGUCAAGCUCCGCCUGUGGCGGUGAAGAUUUUGUGUUUUUCAGCCUCCUCACACACUGUGACAAGAAUUAGAUGAGAGAAGCUUGUAAGACAGAAGUAUUUUUCCAUGUUUCAGAAAUUAUUAUUUUACUUGUAGCUUUGACCCCUCCAGUGAAAAAGCACAAAAGAGAUGCUGACAAUCAGACAGGGGAAGAACUGAUCUUCAUUGUUUCUGGUGCUGAGGAGGGUAGUUUAUGAUCCCUGUUUUAUUCCUGUAAAUGUCAUAUCAUUAAGCAAUUCUUUUAAGUUAACAUGUCUGUGCCCACAUGAAUCCUUUAACAUUCCUGUAACACAGUGUUGAUUACAUCACAGGUGCAAGUCAGUCAAAAUGACAAAAAAAGAAUAUAAUGAAAUGCAGAAUGCUGUUUGUUUAUUUUGUUCAGGAGCAUUAUAUUUUAGCUUGUUAAUCAUGACCCUGAUGCUUUAUGUAAGCCUGAUGACCACACUGCUUUUCGAACACAUUUCUUUUGGUUAUGUCAGCUGACUUAAGUGCUUACUGCCCAGAUCAAUUAUUUGUUCUAUGACUCAGAAAAUGUAUUCACACUCUAAAAGAUGAAUAAAGCAAGGUUGCAGCGAUAUGAAGGCUUAUACAUA